Messenger RNA from Closterium sp. Naga37s-1, 3189 nucleotides. The record is from the annotation of a GenBank genome assembly. NCBI's taxonomy places the organism in Eukaryota, Viridiplantae, Streptophyta, Zygnematophyceae, Desmidiales, Closteriaceae.
AUGAAUGGUCCAGCUGCGGCGCCUUCGGUGGAUUUGCCUCAUGUUGCCCCUGUGCCUCAUGUUGCCGCUACUUCUACUGCUCCUGCUGCGGCUACUGAUGCUGCUGCUUCACCCUUCGGAGCUCACGCUGCCUUACCGGCUACUGGUUUGCGUCCUUCUGCUCCUGCUGCCAUGGCAGCACCAGGUCCUACUCGCCGUAUCGACUAUAGCAAAUGGGACAAUUUCCAUUCCAGCAGUGAGGAGGAGGAGGAGCAGGAGAAGCGGAAGAAAGAAGGAAAACAGGGUAGUAGAAGCAAUGGUGGGGGGAAGGCCAAUGUCCACAUCUUUGCCUCCGGCGCUGCUGCCAGCGCCAGCACUUGGGUACCUCAGCUCGUUGGAACGCCAUGGGAUAGGUUGAGGUUUGAAAACGCUCAAGAGCUGAAGCGGGAAUCCCAAGAGUUGCCGGGGAGAGCGGGAAUUGUGGGAAGGCGGAAAGGAGAGGGGACAGAGAUGCCAGGAGCUGAGGAAGACUCAGAGAAGCUUCAGCUGCUGUGUCGGGACGACAUGGUUCACUACUUGGACGUGAGCGACGCGUGGGGCCUGGCUAUGUGCGAGUGCUGCUUCGACCGCGCUGUGAGCCAGCGCACACAGCACGCCCUCAUCAUGACGAGCCUGAAAAACUUUCGCUUCUAUGUGCGAUCGCAACAGGCUUCGUCCAUCCCGCUCGCUCCCAACCGCCAGGCCCGGGGUAUCUAUGAAUUUUCUAUAAAGGUUCCCCUGCCGGAGGCAGCCGCGCAGCUGGAGGCGUCCCCUCAUGGGCAAGCUCAUGCUGCAAAAUCGAAGUCCUAUCCAGCCAUUGUGACUGCGCUAGGGGCAGGCAGGCAGAAUGAGACGGACACCUUCGCUUCGAUUCUGGUUCAGAUCCUAGGAGUGAAAGAAACCGGGGAGCUGGAGGAAGGGUUUGGCAUUAUCAUGCAGAAUCUACUUUCAGGCGGGCUGGAGAAGGCGCAUGCAGGGAGGAAGGGGGGAGCAGGCAGGGGACUGAAGGAAGGAUCUGGAAGUUUCAUCCAGAAUCUGCUGUCGGGCGGGCUGGAGGAUGCACAUGCAGAGAGAAAGGGGAGAGGCGGGAGAGGAGUUGUAGGAGGAGCAGGGCAGAUGGAGAAGGAUGGACGUUUGGAAGGGACUUGGAGAAGCAUGGACGGUGGUGGCAAGGAUGGGAGGAAUGGGAAGGGUGGGCAGUGGAGGGAGCAUCUGAAGGGGCGUGUGUGGGAGGGGUAUGUGGAUGGCAUGGCUUGGAUUCUGGAGCACGGAGGGGGGGAAGGGAGGGAGUUCCGGUGCAGCCACUGCAGUGAGAGGGGGCAGCAGCAGCAGCUGCAUUGGCCAGAGUACUGCAAGGAAAGUGACUUUUACUUCCAGGACGGCAACAUUGCGAUCUUCACGUAUCGUGCUGCCCGCAUUCUGCAGUGGGCCCGCACCUAUGGGUCUGAAAUCGUCCCUGCUAGUCAGUGUUGCAAGGACAGCCCCCAGAGGAAGGUCCGGCCCAUGCGUCACCCGCUUCGGGACCUUCCGAGCCUGCUGGUCAGGCUCGGCACCAUACCCAAGCCUCUGGACCAAGGCGAGUUCCCUUUGGAGUGGGAAGAGUGGCCUCGUGGAGAUGAAGCCGUUGCAAAGCUUCCUGAUGACGUUAGUGCGAGAUGCUUCCACCUGGGGAUAUUGGAGGAAGCGAGUGGGACAGCAGAGGAGCGUGGGGCAGGAGAGAAGGGCGGACAGGGGUCAAUUGCAAGAGGCGAGAUUUGGACUGGGAGGGGGCAAGGAAGAGACAAAGAGAAGGGCAAGCGGGAGGGAAUGAGCAGCGGGAAAAGGGAAGAAGAGAGAAUCGGAGAAUUGGGGAGGAGCGAAGACGAGAGGCUGCUACAGCAGCUUCUCACCUGGCUGCUGCCGCUAGUGCAGAGGAAAUUUCCCAUCGUUCGCUGCACUGCCGAUGCCGAGCUGCGAGUCGGAGAGGAAGAGGACGGGAGGGUGUGGGAGGAGGUGCAAAUGUGGUGCCUGGCGAUGGAGUUUGCAUGGCAGGGCGGCAUGAAGCUCGAGGCUGAGGCAUUGCGUGACACGUGCAAGGGAAGAAAGGAGAAGGCCGGUCGGGAUGUAGGGGAGCAGAAGGAGAUUACGAGUAAGAAAUGGCUUGAGUUUUGGAAAAGGGCUGCCAUCCCGAGGGGGGAUGAUGGGACAGGCAAGGAAGGGGAGGAGCCAUCUUAUCUGAAGGCAUGGCCGGGGGGAGUCAAUCUGGUGGCAUGUCUGCGAGAGAUGCUGCUGGGGGAGCCGUGCUACCGCCGUGGCCCCCCUGCUGCCCCUUCCAUCCCUCCUGCCCCUUCCACCCCUGCUGCCUCUUCCACCCCUGCUGCCCCGUCCACCCCUGCUGCCCCUUCCACCCCCGCUCCCCCUUCUACCCCAGCUGCCCCUACCACCCCUGCUGCUCCUACCACCUCUGCUGCCCCUACCACCCCUGCUGCUCCUACCACCUCUGCUGCUCCUACCACCUCUGCUGCUCCUACCACCUCUGCUGCUCCUACCACCUCUGCUGCACCUACCACCUCUGCUGCUCCUAUCACCUCUGCUGCACCUACCACCUCUGCUGCUCCUAUCACCUCUGCUGCUCCUACCACCUCUGCUUCCUCGUCCACCCCUGCUGCCCCACCCACCGGUGUUGCGCCAAACCAUGCAAGUGCACCUGUUUCGGUUACAGGAGGCACUGGUUCUGCUGCUGGUGGGGAGCGUGUGUGCGGUGCUGUGAGGUGUGGGACUGUUGGGGGUGGUGGUCGUGUGAAGCUGAGGAGCUGCGGUGGGUGUGGCAAGGUGGCGUAUUGCAGCAGAGAGUGCCAAAAAGCGCACUGGCCCUCCCACAAGCUCACAUGCCUAGGCAGGAGCAACAGCAAGAAGAGUGGGACGAACAGUGGCAAGCCUUCACUCCUCUUAUACCUCCCACUCCUCUCACACCCCUCACUUCACUCAUACCCCCCACUCCUAUCACCCUCCACUCCUCUCACAUCCCCCACCCCUCUCACAGACAGCACUCUUUUCAUACCCCUCACUCUUCUCAUACCCAUCACUCUUCUCAUACCCAUCACUACUCUUACACUGCACACUCCUCUCAUCCCCCCCACUCUUCUUAUUCCCCCUACUCCCCUCUGCCUGCAGGCCUCGGUCAUCCCUUGA